This is a messenger RNA of Fimicolochytrium jonesii, 1212 nucleotides long. Its product is annotated as Endonuclease/exonuclease/phosphatase. The coding region runs from base 1 to 1212 and encodes 403 amino acids. NCBI's taxonomy places the organism in Eukaryota, Fungi, Chytridiomycota, Chytridiomycetes, Spizellomycetales, Powellomycetaceae. The record is from RefSeq and is a predicted model, not a curated record. Gene Ontology annotation, molecular function: catalytic activity. The transcript has 7 exons.
AUGCCUACUUUCACAAUCUCCCUCCUCCUGUCCCUCCUCGUCACCGCUCUCGUCCCACCGGUCACCUCCCUCCCGCAAAACCUCAUCCUCCAACAAACGGGCCCCAUCAAACACCUCUCUCACAUAGCCCUCCCUCUUUCCUCCCAAUCCGACCACUCCGAUGAUCUUCGACCACGCCCGCAACCGCAUCCAACUGGAUGUAGCGAGGCCCCGACGACGCCUGGUGAUAGGAGGGAGGAUAAAACGGUGUUGACGAUUGGGAAUUUUAAUGCUGAGUGGUUGUUUCUGGACGGUGGGACGGGCGGGUUGAGGUGUCCGGGACGGUCGUGUCCUUGGAAGAACAAGGCGAUGGCAUUGGACCACAUGAACCAUGUAGCCCAAACAAUCGCAAGUCUCGGAUUACCCGACAUUAUACACCUCUCUGAAGUAGAAGGUUGCAACGCGCUGGACGAGUUGAUCAAAGUAUUGGAGAACGAUCACGGUGCUGGACAAGGGACGUACAGGGGAUACCUGGUUCCCGGGCGUGAUACCGCCUUAGGCCAACAAGUAGCCCUCAUAACAAAAAUCGACCCCACCGAUCACCUCACCCGCACCGACGACCGCAUCAUCUACCCCGUCCCGGGCUCCACUUGCGGGUUCACCAAACCGGGCACCCCCUCCCGCCUCCAGGGCAACAGCAAGAACUACAUUGCGCGGUUCGUCGUUAAUGGCGUGGGGAUCACGCUGGGGGGUACGCAUUUGAUUGCGUAUCCGGAUAAGCGGGAUCGGUGUGAGAAGCGCGAAGCCCAAGCCCAAGUCCUCUCCCAAGCCAUCCAGGCGCAACUCUCCUCGUUCCCCUCCGACGAAGUCAUCAUCAUGGGCGAUUUCAACGACUACGAUGACCAGAUCAUCGACGCGGCCGGUGUCAUCGACACUCCCAUCUCUCAAGCACUAAACCAUCUCCGCACAACAACCUCCCCACCCCUCUUUAACCUCGCCCACACCUGGCACAACCAAUCCGAGCGGUACACGAACUGGUACGACCGUAAUGGGGAUUGUGUGGAUGGAGGGGGAGAUGAGCAUGUGUUGAUUGAUCACGUGCUUGUCAGUGCGGGGUUGAGAGGGAGACUGAUGGAGUCGAGGCCGGUACAUAAGUAUAAGAAUUUCUGUGGGACUGUGGAUUCCGAUCAUUGGCCGAUUUACGCGAAAUUUGACUUCGCGCCAGGCUCUUAA